AUGGUCUCUGAAGAGCAAGACGGCUUCGCUGUGAGCGGAUGCCGGCGAGCGGUCGGUGUGCGGAGCAUCGACGACGGCACCUCGGACCGGCCGUACAGCCACGCCUUGGUGGCUGGCAUCGACCGCUACCCGCGGAAGGUGACCGCCGCCAUGGGCAAGAAGAAGAUCGCGAAGAGGUCCAAGAUCAAGUCCUUCGUGAAGGUUUACAACUACAACCACCUGAUGCCCACCCGGUACUCUGUCGACAUUCCGCUGGACAAAACAGUGGUCAAUAAGGACGUGUUCCGGGACCCCGCUCUAAAACGCAAAGCGAGACGUGAAGCCAAGGUGAAGUUUGAGGAAAGGUACAAGACAGGCAAGAAUAAGUGGUUCUUCCAGAAGCUGCGGUUCUAAAGGUGUAACGAGGUUGCAUCAAUAAAUGUUUAUUAAAAACCGU
Messenger RNA from Nipponia nippon (crested ibis), 436 nucleotides. The record is from RefSeq and is a predicted model, not a curated record. NCBI's taxonomy places the organism in Eukaryota, Metazoa, Chordata, Aves, Pelecaniformes, Threskiornithidae.